This is a messenger RNA of Quercus lobata, 1269 nucleotides long. RefSeq lists its product as uncharacterized. The coding region runs from base 1 to 1269 and encodes 422 amino acids. The transcript has a single exon. The record is from RefSeq and is a predicted model, not a curated record. Lineage: Eukaryota; Viridiplantae; Streptophyta; Magnoliopsida; Fagales; Fagaceae.
AUGAUCAUUACAGGCAAUGAUCUUGAUUGUGUUGCUUCUCUGAAGUCAGUGCUAGAUCAGAAGUUUGGGAUCAAGGACUUGGGAUCACUCAAGUUUUUCUUAGGCUUGGAAAUUGCAAGGAACAAGACUGGGAUCAGUUUAACACAAAGGAAAUAUGCUCUUGAAGUUCUUGAAGAAACUGGAAUGACAGGUUGCAAACCAACUCAAACACCAAUGGAGCAGCAAUUGAAGUUAUCCAAAGGUGGUGGAGAUCUGAUUUCUAAUCCUGGCCAGUAUAGGAGGCUUAUUGGGAAGCUAAUGUACUUAACCUUGAGCAGACCAGAUAUCACAUAUGCAGUACAUAGGCUUAGUCAGUUCUUGGCACAACCUAGAGUACCACAUAUGAAGGCUGCUACCAGAAUACUUCAGUAUAUUAAAGGCACACCUGGACAAGGUGUUUUCUUCCCCACAGAUUCUGAUUUGCACUUAAAGGCAUACUGUGAUGCAGAUUGGGCUGGAUGCCCUGACACAAGGAAGUCCUUGACAGGCUAUUGUGUGUUCUUGGGUAAUGCCUUGGUGUCUUGGAGAUCUAAGAAACAAAGUAUAGUGUCUAGAUCAAGUGCAGAAGCAGAAUACAGGGCAAUGGCCACAACCACAUGUGAGCUGACUUGGAUAUUGCAUUUAUUAGAGGAUUUACAUGUUAAACAUGACAGACCUGUUUUGUUAUACUGUGAUAACCAGGCAGCACUUCACAUAGCAGCUAACCCAGUGUUUCAUGAAAGGUCCAAGCACAUAGAAGCUGAUUGCCAUGUUGUACGAAAUAGGAUUCUUGAUGGUACACUAAAGACCUUCUAUGUCUCAACCAAAAAUCAAUUGGCGGAUGUUUUUACAAAAGCCUUAGGAGUUGAAAACUACUUGAGAUUGAUCACUAGAUUGGGUGUAAUCAAUAUCUUUGCUCAUGUAGUAGAAUACCCUUCCCCACCUAAGUCAAGUCACAAGGCAAGAGCUGUGCUCUUGAGGGGGAGUGUUAAAAAUGCAGGGCAUACUGCAGGGCAUAUUGCAGGACAGAGUGGCAUGAGACAAGGUACAAGUGUGAUGGCUAGUACAGUUGCUGCUGAAGUGAAGAGCAUUGAUCAAGCCACGAGGGUUGUAAAGAAUGCAGCACUAGCUGAUAGGCAGUGCAGGGACCAAGCCACACAGGAUGCAUCAAUAGCUGACCAGAGUAGCACUGAAGUCUGGGAAGCAAUUGAAGCAGUUCCACAUCACGAGUUCUUCAUUCAAGAGCGCUGA